Molecule: messenger RNA, 2634 nt
Organism: Didymosphaeria variabile
Lineage: Eukaryota; Fungi; Ascomycota; Dothideomycetes; Pleosporales; Didymosphaeriaceae
Exons: 7
Coding region: 1-2634 (877 amino acids)
Biological process (GO): DNA-templated transcription; regulation of transcription by RNA polymerase II
Cellular component (GO): chromatin
Molecular function (GO): zinc ion binding; DNA-binding transcription factor activity, RNA polymerase II-specific; RNA polymerase II cis-regulatory region sequence-specific DNA binding
Source: RefSeq, a predicted model, not a curated record
AUGCAACGGUCUACCAGCCCAACACAGAUGUCGCCUGACAGCAACUCAGUGCACUACACCCGGACGGGGCGUAUCAGUAAAGCGAAGAAGGGUUUGAAGGUUCACCACUGCGAUUGUGGACGGUCAUAUACCAGAGCUGAGCAUUUGAGGCGACACCAGAGGAACCAUGCACAGGACGCACUUCGAUGUGACUGGCCGGAAUGUGGAAAGCCAUUCUACAGACUGGAUCUUUUACAACGCCACCAAGAGCGACACAAUGAGCCCGGGAGAGGAGAGUCUCCUCAGAUGUUCAGCCCAGCAAGCACCGCAGAACCAGAACCACCGGUCUCUGCGGCUGUGACCUUGCCUCCCCCAAUCGUAACUGCGAUUCCUCAAACUGAGCCGUACUACCCGCAGCCGGUGUCUCCAAUCCCAGUAUCCGCUGCAGACGCAAGCCAUUCCAAGAGGGCAUACACGGCUUCUCGUCAGAACAAUGGACCCGUUUCUGUGCCUGUAGAAGCAGGCAUGCAAAACGGCAUCGCCUGGAACGACCCUUUUGGCCACUCACCUCAAUACAACUCGUCUUCGAGCGAGUAUGCCUCACCUAUCCCCACUGUACAGGACUACUCGACCAACAUGUUCGCCAACCCCCCGUAUGGACCUGGGUCCAACCGCACGCGCAACUCAUCCAACGCAUCUUACGUUGAGCCUGCGUGGGGCUAUCCUUCGCGGUCACCAACUUCGGCAACGUCAACCAUGGCAUACACAUGGAACUCAAAUGAGAAGAGCCCCGCUCCGUCCAGCCUAGCUUACAUGCACACCUCCUAUCCGAUGACGAGCAUGCCGAUGUCUGCGGGUGUGGACCCGAUGACGGGCUUUGGGCAUUUCGGGCCCAAGACGAUGGUACAGAGAGAUGAAGAAGAACAGGCGUUCCUCUUCCCUGAACAGUCCUACGGUAUGGGCCAACUCGCACACACAUAUCCAUUUGAACAAUAUCUGAACAAUUACUGGAGAUUCUUUCACGCCGCCUACCCUAUCAUUCAUCGAACUACCUUUGAGAGCAUAAGCCAACCACCGAUGCUUCACGCUGCCAUGAUCGCCAUUGGCGGACAAUAUUCCGACGAUGCCAGCGUGAAGCGAAAGUCACGCAUACUUCAUGAUCGAUGCAUGAAGUUGCUCGACAAGAGAGACUUGGAUGUUAUGACCGAAGCCGAGCGUGUGUGCGAUUGGCAAGCUUUGUUCCUCAUUGAGGUUCUGUCGCAGUACCGUGCGCGUCGUGCGGCGAAGACACUGUCUUCGCGGUUCGAGACGCUCUACCAAAAGCUUUGCGAAAGCUUUCGGGAAGUGACCUCGAAUAUCGUAGACAAUGUCUCUGCCCUGGUUCAGCCAGAGAAUGCUACUUACGAGCGCUGGGCCCAGUGGAUCGAGCUGUCAACCCAACAGCGCCUCCUUCUCUGCUGCUACAUCCUCGAAUACCAACAAGCUACUUUGUUGGCUCGGGACUCGCUGCAGUCUUCAAUCAACUGUUCGGGAUUCAAUUUACCAUUGCCAGCUCAUUCAGAGCUCUGGGACGCUACCACAUCUUUCGAUUGGGCCAUGGCCGCCCAACAAAACCCUCAUCAGCUGACGUACGUGUUCCAAGUGACAUCGGACGUCAUGCAAACCUUUGAUACAUUCCAAUCCUCCCUCAUCAUCGCGGCUUACUACAAUCACUUCAACAACCCUACCCCAUAUCUUGCUCCGGCGAACUUCCAACACAUCGACCAUCUCCUCGACAACUCAUCAGUGACCAAACACCAACUUCUUACUGCGAAGCUUCUCCAAGUUGUUCCAAUUCGUGCGUUGCUUGCGAUUUCCGGAGAAAGCUGGAUCCUGUCGGAGAAGGUGCCUUCACCGCAAUCUUUCGGAAGCUACAAAACGACCCUCAGGACGUGGAUCAACGGACUGUGGACUGACGGCACUGAUCAUCAGGGCCAGUCUGCAAAGGAUGCCCUCAAGCUCGCUAUUGAGAUUGCCCAGCAUGCUAUGACCGCCCACACACUCACCCUCCGACUCGAACUGGGCGCCGACAUGGGUCUUUACUUUGCAGCACUCACUAUAUGGGCUGCUACUGUUGCGGCAAACACCCGCAUCAACGCACCUCAGGUGAUUCAGCCCCAUCGCUUCCCAAGCCAUUCCCCUCUACCAACGGUCCGCACCAACUACCCUUCCACGCCAACUCACUUCUCCAUGAGCACCCCAGGCGGUACGCCCAACCCCAACCAUCCUGCAGCUUUGGGCUUGACUUCUCAUCCCGUAACCUCUCCGAUUCCACCCUCGCCUUCCACAAAGAGCAUGCAGUACUCUGAGCUUACCAUGCUCUCUAUAAACUUCCUCAACACUGCGCUAGUGGAACUCGACUUGCUGGGCGUAGUGCCACAGUGGCCGCGUGAUGUAGCACAGUGGCAGCAAGGCUGCGCCGCCUUGAUGCGCUGGGUAAAGACACGCCUAAGGAGUGGAGCCACGGAGGGAAGAGACAGCGUUGUUUCCUCUACUCUCAAUGUCGGUAUUUCUGGACACGGCCGAGGUGGCGACGGCUUCGGCGAACUCCUCGACGGUGUCAUUGGUGUCUUGGAGAAGAUCUUGAGUCGAGGAUGGGACGGCUGGGGCUUUUAG